AUGAGGUGAGGAAGAGGCAGCAGCCAAUGCGGCAGCCUCUCUGUUAGCGCUUAGCAUUCUGUAAGGGGCAACUUGCAGACAGAAGCCUGCUAUUAUCCUCAUCCUGCUUUUAGGUUUAAAUGGACAAGACUAGCAAAGAGGAGCAUGCGCUGACGGGUCUAGAUGAAGAAGCCAUAGUGGACCAUGGAAAGAGCAGCUUCACCACACAGACCAACUGCGAGAGGGAUGACCUUGAAAGUACGUUUAAAGAUGCAAUGGGCCACAGAGCAGUAUAUGUAGGUGUCCAUGUACCAUUUGGAAGGGAGAGCAAGCGGAGGCAUCGCCACAGAGGUCACCGACACCACAGAAAGAAGAAAGACAAAGAUUCAGAGGAGGGGAAGGAAGAUGGCAGAGAGUCUCCAUCAUAUGACACCCCAUCUCAGAGGGUCCAGUUUAUCCUGGGGACAGAAGAUGACGAUUUGGAGCAUGUACCUCAUGAUCUCUUCACUGAGCUGGAUGAGUUGUCAUUCAGAGAUGGAAGUGCAACUGAGUGGAGGGAAACUGCCAGAUGGCUGAAGUUUGAAGAAGAUGUAGAAGAUGGAGGGGAGAGGUGGAGUAAACCAUACGUGGCCACAUUGUCUUUGCACAGUUUAUUUGAGCUGCGCAGCUGCAUUCUUAACGGCACUGUCAUGCUCGACAUGAGGGCCAACAGUAUUGAGGAAAUUGCUGAUAUGGUGAUUGACAGCAUGGUGGCGACAGGCCAGCUGAAGGAGGACCUGCGCGAGAAGGUGCGAGAAGCCAUGCUGAAGAAACACCACCAUCAGAAUGAGAGAAAGCUCAGCAAUCGCAUCCCUUUGGUGCGAUCGAUUGCUGACAUAGGCAAGAAACAUUCUGACCCACUCUUGCUUGAAAGAAAUGGAGAGGGCCUGUCCUCUUCCCGUCACUCUCUCCACAAGCCAGGAGCAGCCUCCUCUGGCACCGACCUGUCAGAGAGACGCGAGUCCAGAGUUUCCAUCCUCCUCAACCACCUCCUUCCCUCCAACAUGGGACCCUCUGCCGGUCCCUCAACACUCAACACACCACAAAACACACCAUCUACAUUCAGACGCUCCACUCCGAGUCCCACCUUUGGAACUGUCCAGGGGAUACCAGAAGUGGUUGUAUCGCCUCCCGAGGAUGAUGAGCCGCAAAAGUGUGCGGAAGAAGCGGUCUCGUCCGAGGAGCUCAGCCGACAAGCAUCCUCGGCAUCCCAGGGACUUGAGCAGCUGCCCUUAGAAGGACCAUUGUCUUUUCAAAACUCGGUGCCAAGCAACCUGGACGGUAACAAGGCAGUGGAGAGGAGGCCAUCCAAAGUUGGGGUCAGUAGAGAAAGCAGCAGUGUCGACUUCAGCAAGGUGGAUAUGAAUUUCAUGAGGAAGAUUCCUCCGGGUGCCGAGGCGUCCAAUGUGCUGGUGGGAGAAGUGGACUUCCUGGAGAAGCCCAUAAUUGCAUUUGUGCGACUUUCCCCAGCCGUUCUUAUCACAGGUCUCACUGAGGUGCCUGUUCCCACGAGGUUUCUUUUUCUUCUUCUGGGUCCUCACGGCAAGGGCCCUCAGUACCAUGAGAUUGGUCGAUCUAUGGCCACUCUGAUGACAGACGAGAUAUUUCACGAUGUGGCGUACAAGGCCAAAGACAGAACGGAUCUUCUAUCUGGAAUAGACGAGUUCCUCGAUCAGGUGACAGUCCUUCCUCCUGGAGAGUGGGACCCCACCAUCCGAAUCGAACCCCCCAAGAAUGUACCAUCGCAGCUCAAAAGAAAAAGGCCGUCCCAGCCCAAUGGUAAUGCUUCCCUGGCAGGAGAGCUUGAAAAGGAAGAGGAACAUCAGACAGGACCAGAGCUUCAGAGAACAGGAAGGAUAUUCGGAGGGUUGAUACAGGACAUCAAACGGAAGGCACCGUUUUACUGGAGUGACAUCAGAGACUCCUUCAGCCUGCAGUGUUUAGCCUCCGUCCUCUUCCUCUACUGCGCCUGCAUGUCUCCUGUCAUUACAUUUGGAGGUCUCCUCGGAGAGGCAACUAAAGGCAACAUUAGUGCCAUAGAGUCUUUGUUUGGAGCCUCCAUGACAGGAGUGGCUUACUCGCUAUUUGCAGGUCAACCAUUGACUAUUUUAGGAAGCACCGGGCCUGUUUUAGUGUUUGAGAAGAUCCUAUUUAAGUUCUGCAGUGACUACAGUUUGUCGUACCUGUCGCUGAGGACGAGCAUCGGGCUCUGGACUGCCUUCUUGUGUGUUGUCCUUGUGGCCACGGACGCCAGUUCGCUUGUCUGCUACAUCACGCGGUUCACAGAAGAAGCCUUCGCAGCACUCAUCUGCAUCAUUUUUAUCUAUGAGGCGCUGGAGAAGCUGUUCCACUUGGGUGAACACUAUCCUGUCAACAACCACAACGACCUGGACAACCUGACCAUGUAUACGUGUCAGUGUUCUGCCCCAGCUAAUGCCUCGGAUAAACUCGUGCAGCGAUGGAAUUUGUCAGGAUUCACCCCAGACUCAAUACCAUGGAGCAGCCUCAAUGUUUCUAUGUGUAAGGAACUCCAUGGAGAUUUUGUGGGCCCGGCCUGUGGUGACCAUGGACCGUACAUCCCUGACGUUCUCUUCUGGUCCAUCAUCCUCUUCUUCACCACCUUCUUCUUGUCCUCCUUCCUCAAACAAUUUAAAACUGAGCGAUAUUUCCCCACCAAGGUGCGAUCCACCAUCAGCGACUUUGCUGUUUUUCUGACCAUCAUGAUCAUGGUGCUGGUGGACUACCUCAUGGGGAUACCGUCUCCUAAACUCAACGUCCCUGACCGCUUUGAGCCCACUUCCAAGAAUCGUGGCUGGCUGAUCGACCCGUUGGGUGAUAACCCGUGGUGGACAAUGCUUGUGGCGGCUCUUCCGGCGCUGCUCUGUACUAUCCUGAUAUUCAUGGACCAGCAGAUUACCGCAGUUAUUAUCAACCGCAAAGAACACAAGCUCAAGAAAGGCUGUGGCUAUCACCUGGACUUACUGAUAGUGUCAGUGAUGCUGGGGGUCUGCUCCGUUAUGGGCCUGCCCUGGUUCGUGGCAGCGACAGUCCUCUCCAUCUCUCACGUCAACAGCCUGAAGGUGGAGUCCGGCUGCUCCGCUCCUGGGGAGCAGCCAAAGUUCCUGGGCAUCCGAGAGCAGCGAGUCACUGGAUUCAUGAUUUUCGUCCUCAUGGGAUGUUCAGUUUUCAUGACGUCGGUGUUGAAGUUUAUUCCAAUGCCAGUGCUGUAUGGAGUCUUUCUCUACAUGGGCGUCUCCUCUUUGAAAGGCAUUCAAUUCUUCGACAGGAUCAAGCUGUUCGGCAUGCCAGCCAAGCACCAGCCCGAUCUCAUCUACCUGCGCUACGUUCCACUGUGGAAGGUUCACAUCUUCACGCUGGUGCAGCUGACCUGCUUGGUCCUGCUGUGGGUCAUCAAAGCCUCUGCAGCAGCUGUGGUGUUCCCCAUGAUGGUUCUGGCUUUGGUGUUUGUUCGGAAGCUCCUCGACCUUUUCUUCACCAAGCGAGAGCUGAGUUGGCUGGAUGACCUGAUGCCGGAGAGCAAAAAGAAGAAGGAAGACGACAAGAAGAAGAAAGCACGAGAAAAGCUGGAGCAGGAGUCCAGGCUGCAGGACGAGGACGAGAUCCCUGUCGACUACGAUGAAGCGACCCAGCUCAGCAUCCCGGCGAAAGCUCUCUCAGGAAGCAGUCAAGAGAAAGUGGCGUGUGUCAGAGUGGACAUCAGCCCGGACACGCCAGGAGGAGGCACCACGGCCGAGACCUUCCUGUGACUCCCCUCCUGACACGUCUGUCCCUGCCCUGAACAGCCAGCUCCCCGACAGAGCUGCAAGUCCUCCUCCACGUCACAGCGUUCCUCGCCUGUCGUAGAAAAUCGAGGAAAGUCACUGCCCUCCCACCUGAUUUCUUCUGAGACGCCAAAGGAAUGGGCCCCGUCGGAUCUUAAGUGUGUGUGGGUGUUUUGUUUUUCGAUGUAAUUUAAUUUAACGUUUACCUUUUUGAUCAUUUCAGCUUGUGUCAAAACGCUAAACCUUGCACAGACACACUUGCUGUUCCUCCUCUUGUGUUUUAACGCACCGGUUGUGUAUCCUACUUUAUGAAAGCCAUCAUAUUUCAGUGCCAGCUGAUGUAACUCUGCACAAGUGUCAUCCUGGCAUGUUCUACUGCCACAGUCACUGGACCCUCUGACCCGCACUGCUUAGGUCCUGCUUUGUCACUAAGCACUACUCUCUUCGGUGAAACGUCUCUUCUCCACCUCCCAUCCAUGCUGCCUCCCAUCUCUGAGCAGUGACCACACUUGUUCUGUGUUCAGACAUUAUUCCACCUCACCAGUCAAACCUUACUCCAAAUGUUCUCUGUCUGAAACUCUGGCGAUUGGACGUUUACCAGCUUUCAUCUCUAAACACAAUCAGCUGAGGAGUCAUGGCAGUGAAGCAUGUUGCAGUUUAGCGGAACAUUAAUGAAUAGUCCUUUUUAUUGUGUUUGGUAAACACAUUUUUAAAACUAUUCUAGUAACACGUCAAGCCGCUGAAACAUUUGGUCUUGAUAGUACCUUUUUUUUAUUCCAAUAUGACAUUCUUGUUUCUCAGAAGGUUCAAAAGAUAGAUUGCCUUUUUAUAGUUUUAUUCUUUAAAAAUAAUCGUGGCAUUACCUUGAAAACAUACAGAAUUUGAAGGCUAUUCCUUAAAGAUUUCCAAAGGGUUUUUUUCCCUGUAGAUAUACUCCUCUAUCUAAUUACAUAUUUGUAUAUUCUCAUCUGUUAGAAAUCAACUUCCUGUUGUAAGAAAACAUUGAGCAUAAUGCAACAAACUGCUAUAAAUUAUAUUUAAUGGGUGAAGUUCCAUGACAGAAUUUCCAACUUUCCUGGGAAAUAUUGACCAUCUCAUCGCUCGACAUCAGAGGUGUCAGAACAAAAAUACAACCCAGUUCAUACAAGAGAAUUAACGGUUUUUGACUUUUCUUUUUUUAUUACUAUGGCUGCCAUCACUGUUAUUAAAGUGUCAACUGUUGCAGUUCAACUUGG
Messenger RNA from Synchiropus splendidus (mandarinfish), 5035 nucleotides. Its product is annotated as sodium bicarbonate cotransporter 3-like. Gene Ontology annotation, biological process: bicarbonate transport; transmembrane transport; monoatomic anion transport. Lineage: Eukaryota; Metazoa; Chordata; Actinopteri; Syngnathiformes; Callionymidae. The record is from RefSeq and is a predicted model, not a curated record. Bases 120 to 3785 code for a protein of 1221 amino acids. Gene Ontology annotation, molecular function: monoatomic anion transmembrane transporter activity; solute:inorganic anion antiporter activity; sodium:bicarbonate symporter activity. Gene Ontology annotation, cellular component: basolateral plasma membrane; apical plasma membrane; plasma membrane. The transcript is spliced from 25 exons.